AUGGCAAAAACUCUAUCCGCUACCCAGGCGAAUAAAGAACAUGUCUUGGCUGUAUCCAGGGAUUUCAUCUCGCAACCCCGUCUUACUUACAAGACGGUAUCUGGUGUAAACGGGCCGCUAGUAAUCUUAGAUGAAGUAAAGUUCCCAAAAUUCUCUGAAAUUGUACAGCUACGACUUGCAGAUGGCACUCUACGGUCUGGACAGGUUCUGGAAGUCAGCGGCACUAAAGCCGUUGUCCAAGUCUUUGAGGGUACAUCAGGUAUUGAUGCCAAAAACACUCUUUGCGAGUUCACCGGCGAUAUCUUGAGGACACCAGUAUCCGAAGACAUGUUGGGUCGUGUAUUCAACGGCUCUGGAAAGCCCAUCGACAAAGGCCCCCCAAUCCUGGCCGAGGACUUCUUGGACAUCCAAGGUCAACCCAUCAACCCAUGGUCGCGUAUCUACCCAGAGGAAAUGAUUCAGACUGGUAUUUCCGCCAUCGACGUGAUGAACUCCAUCGCCCGUGGUCAGAAGAUCCCCAUCUUCUCGGCCGCCGGUCUGCCCCAUAACGAGAUUGCUGCGCAAAUCUGUAGACAGGCUGGUCUUGUUAAGGUCCCCGGCAAAUCCGUGUUAGAUGACCAUGAAGACAACUUCGCCAUCGUAUUCGCUGCUAUGGGUGUCAACAUGGAGACGGCCAGAUUCUUCAAGCAGGACUUCGAAGAGAACGGCUCUAUGGAGAACGUGUGCCUCUUCUUGAACUUGGCCAACGAUCCAACUAUUGAGAGAAUUAUCACUCCCCGCUUGGCUUUGACUGCCGCUGAAUUCUUGGCCUACCAGUGCGAGAAACACGUGUUAGUUAUCUUAACCGACAUGUCUUCGUAUGCCGAGGCUCUGCGUGAGGUGUCAGCCGCCCGCGAGGAAGUGCCCGGCCGUCGUGGUUUCCCAGGUUACAUGUACACCGACUUGGCCACCAUCUACGAGCGGGCGGGACGUGUGGAGGGUCGCAACGGCUCCAUCACACAGAUCCCUAUCCUCACUAUGCCCAACGACGACAUCACUCAUCCCAUCCCCGAUUUGACUGGUUAUAUUACUGAAGGACAGAUCUACGUAGACCGUCAAUUACACAACAGACAGAUCUACCCGCCAGUGAACGUGCUUCCUUCACUCUCACGUCUGAUGAAGUCCGCCAUCGGUGAGGGCAUGACACGUAAAGAUCACUCCGACGUGUCUAAUCAAUUGUACGCGUGCUACGCCAUCGGUAAGGACGUGCAGGCCAUGAAGGCCGUGGUGGGAGAGGAGGCUCUGACCCCAGACGACUUGCUGUACUUGGAGUUCCUUACUAAGUUCGAGAAGAACUUCAUCACCCAGAGCAACUACGAGAACCGUACAGUGUUUGAAUCGCUCGACAUCGGCUGGCAAUUGCUACGUAUCUUCCCCAAGGAGAUGCUUAAACGUAUCCCCGCUUCCAUCCUCGCCGAAUUCUACCCACGUGACUCUCGUCAC
Messenger RNA from Brenthis ino (lesser marbled fritillary), 1482 nucleotides. The record is from the annotation of a GenBank genome assembly. Lineage: Eukaryota; Metazoa; Arthropoda; Insecta; Lepidoptera; Nymphalidae.